AUGAAGUCCCGCGUUCUGCGAAGCAUGCCUCUGCGGAGGGCCACGUCCGUGGCGACGGCGACGACGACGACGACGACGCGCUCGCCCGCUGCGGCCGCCGCCUCUGCCGUCCGCGCCGCCAGCAGCGUCUCACAGCGGCCGCAUUCCGACUACGUCUCCUUCCCGGGUGCCCUCAAGAGCGCCUUCACGAGCACCCUCAAGUACGAGGUGCCCGAGUCGUACCAGGCGCUGCCGACGUACCGUGUCGUCGACCAACAUGGCGAGGUCGUCGACCAGUCCUUCACGCCCGACAUCACGGACGAGCAGGUCGUCAAGCUGUACAAGGAUAUGCUGUACAUAUCCAUUAUGGAUCUCAUCAUGUUCGAUGCGCAACGCCAAGGCCGACUGAGCUUCUACAUGGUGAGCGCGGGCGAGGAAGCCGUCAGCGUGGGGAGCUCAAGUGUGCUGGACCCCGAGGACCCCGUCUACUGCCAGUAUCGCGAGCAAGGCUUCUUCAAGGAGAGGGGUUUCACGACCAAGGAGUUCAUGUCGCAGCUGUUUGCCAACAAGAAUGAUACCGGCAAGGGGAGGAAUAUGCCCAUCCACUACGGCAGUGGCCGUCUCAACAUUCACACAAUCUCGUCACCGCUUGCCACGCAACUGCCCCAAGCCUCGGGCGCCGGCUACGCGCUCAAGAUGCAGCGGCUGCAAGACCCCAACUCCAAGCCCAAGGUGGCCAUCUGCUUCUUCGGAGAGGGCGCGGCCAGCGAGGGCGACUUCCACGCGGCCAUGAACAUUGCCGCGACGCGGUCGUGCCCCGUCGUCUUCAUCUGCCGCAACAACGGCUACGCCAUCUCGACGCCGACGCUGGAGCAGUACCGGGGCGACGGCAUCGCCAGCCGGGGCAUCGGCUACGGCAUCGACACCAUCCGCAUCGACGGCAACGACAUCUGGGCGGUGCGCGAGUCGGUCAAGAAGGCGCGCGAGAUGGCGCUCCAGGACGGCGGCAAGCCCGUGCUCAUCGAGUGCAUGACGUACCGCGUGUCGCAUCACAGCACGUCGGACGACUCGUUUGCGUACCGCGCGCGCGUCGAGGUGGAGGACUGGAAGCGGCGCGACAACCCCAUUACGCGGCUGCGCAAGUGGAUGGAGGCCAAGGGCUGCUGGGACGAGGCCAAGGAGAAGGAGACGCGCGACGUGCUGCGCAAGGAGAUCCUGCGGGGCUUCUCCGAGGCCGAGAAGGAGAAGAAGCCGGCGCUGCGGACCAUGUUCGAGGACGUCUAUGAGGACCUGACGGACGACCUCAAGGGCCAGAUGCGGGAGCUCAAGGACAUGCUGGACAAGUACCCGAACGAGUACGACGUCUCCGAGUACGACGGCGGCAAGGACAGCCUGAAGGAGUAG
This is a messenger RNA of Purpureocillium lilacinum, 1383 nucleotides long. RefSeq lists its product as uncharacterized. Gene Ontology annotation, molecular function: oxidoreductase activity, acting on the aldehyde or oxo group of donors, disulfide as acceptor. Lineage: Eukaryota; Fungi; Ascomycota; Sordariomycetes; Hypocreales; Ophiocordycipitaceae. Gene Ontology annotation, biological process: branched-chain amino acid catabolic process. The record is from RefSeq and is a predicted model, not a curated record.